This is a messenger RNA of Trifolium pratense (red clover), 504 nucleotides long. Its product is annotated as disease resistance protein RPP4-like. NCBI's taxonomy places the organism in Eukaryota, Viridiplantae, Streptophyta, Magnoliopsida, Fabales, Fabaceae. The transcript has a single exon. The record is from RefSeq and is a predicted model, not a curated record. Gene Ontology annotation, molecular function: ADP binding. Gene Ontology annotation, biological process: defense response. Bases 1 to 504 code for a protein of 167 amino acids.
AUGAGUAUGAGUUUUGUAAAUAUACCUGCUUUAAAUGGAAGAGAGAAAAAUGGAUGGAAGAGAGAGGGGUGGAAGAAAGAGCUUCUUGGACAUGGCCAUGGUGAAGGUGGUUGGCGUGAAGAUGAAUGGGUUGUUGUUGAUACCUUUGUGUGUGAGAGAAAAGAAGAUGUGAAAAUUGAUCCACUAAAAAGGUUGGCUAGUGAUAUUGUGAGACGGGUUGGCCGCAUGAAGGUUCUUAUUGUUCUUGAUGAUGUCAAGAAUAAAAAUCAGGUAAAGAUGUUAUUUGGAACCCUUGAUUGGUUUCGAUCAGAUAGUAGAAUAAUUAUAACAACCAAAGAUAAGCAAGUACUUAUUGCUAAUGGAGUUUAUGAUCAUGAUCUAUAUGAGGUUGGGGUAUUGAGUUUUAAUCAAGCACUUGAGCUUUUCUAUUUAAAUGCCUUCAAACAGAUUAAUCAACCUGAAAAAGAGAAGUACUAUAAGCUAUCAAAGAGGUUUGUCGAUUAG